Messenger RNA from Symbiodinium necroappetens, 477 nucleotides. Lineage: Eukaryota; Dinophyceae; Suessiales; Symbiodiniaceae. The record is from the annotation of a GenBank genome assembly.
AUGGGGAAGUUCCGCGUCUCCAAGAAAGGGGACAACCCGUUUGCGCUCCCGAAGCGGAAAGUGCCGAAGAAGCAGCUUCCCGGCGAGUCUGAGGCCAACCGUCGCAAGAAGGAGGACGCCAGACAAAAGGAGGCCGAGGCAAAAGCUGCCAGAGAGAAGCGCAAGGCCGAGGAGGCCGCGCGACCACCCGGCAAGAAGCUCGGCCCAGGAAAAGCACGCCUGGAGAAGAUGGUACAAGAGGGGAAGGUCACCAAGACGGACCAAGAUGUCGAAGAGCUCUUGCAGUGCAAGGACGAAGUUGUCUGCGCCCUGGCGGACGUGCAAGACGAGGCCGAGCUGCGCAAGAAGUUCGGGCCUUCUCAAGGGACCUCCGGCUAUGGCAAGGAGUUCUUUGAAGCCUCUUGCUAUCGCUUCCGGUAUAUGCAGGCAAAGGACGGUACCCCUGUGGCGCAGAUCUACAAGUGGCCCUGGCCUUGA